AAACGCCAUUUAUAGGUCAGUAGUAAACAAAUUAACGUUAUCUUUGAUAGCUGAUAAUCGUCUUCUUACACCUAAAUAUGGCAAAAACAAAGACCAUGAAGCGGAAAGAAGAGUCCGAGAAUGAUAAAAGUGUGCUAUGUCGUGUUUGUGGGAACAAAAAGGCAGCUUACGUUCGACUGCACUGUAGAAGAAUGCAUGCCCUUCAGAAAUCUGUCGAAGUAAAUAGGAAACAGAAGAGUGUUAAAGAAACAGUAAGUGAAACUGGGGAUAAGACACCCCUAGAAACCGUUGUUGUCUUAGAAACAUCCAAAGAGACUGAUAGUGGAGAAGAGAGUGAGUGGGAUAUAGAUUCAGAUAUACAUAUUGAAGAACAGACAGAUGAUGAAGAGUUGCAUCAUAGUGGAAAUAAUGAAGAUUCAGAUGAGAACAAUAAUACAUUGGAUGAUAAAUGUAGUAAUCCACAAAACGAUGAAAAUCAUGACAAAACUAAUGAUGACAGAGAAAACAAGGAAUCUGAAUCAGACGACCUUGACAAUAGUGAUAACACAAAUAACACUGAUAAGAGGAAUGUAAAUGACAUGAGAACAGGGCGUAUGUUCAGGAAACCUACAAAUCCAAUGUUAUGUGCGCCAAAAGGAAAAGACCCUGUAAAGAAAACGCAUCUUGAUAGUAAAAUUACGAACAAGAUAGAUCAGGACGAAGCUAAAGAAGAGCAGGUAGACGAUGAGACAAGUCAGGAUGAUACAGAAACAAAGACAUUUCAGAUAGGCAUUCAUUUUGACAAUGAGACUUUUAAUAGAUCUCUGGAAAUAGUUAACGAUGGAAAUACCGUUAUCUCAUCAAAAUCUGUUGUGAAAGAAGGUUUAAGCAUUGGUAAUAUGACAAUUCAGUUGAAAGAAUUUAUGACACCAGAUACUAUGAAUAGAGCAGAGGAUAUUGAGUACGUAAUAGAAGGAAAAGAGCUGAAGUUAAACAUUUCAUAAAAAUAAAUGUAGAGAACAUAUGAUGAUAUGAAAUGCUCCAGCAUAACACUAUAAAACAUUAUAUAAAUAAAACAAUAUUUGAUAUAUCCAAGUUGUGUAUAGGUAAUACAUCAAGAAAAGUAUCUUGAACAAAAUUUUGCAUAUAUAACGUAUUGUGAUAUACUUACAGAGAAGUAAAGUAGUUGUUUUUCUUUUUUUAUUGAUUAUUUUAUGAUAGAACAUGCGAGACGCAUGUAAACAGAGGCGUGGGUAGUGUAACGGUAGAAUCAGAAUAGUGUGAGUUACUCCCCUUUGUUUUACAAACGCCAUUUAUACGUCAGUAGUAAACAAAUUAACGUUAUCUUUGAUAGCUGAUAAUCGUCUUCUUACACCUAAAGUAUGUAUGCCAUUUAUCUAA
Messenger RNA from Mercenaria mercenaria, 1380 nucleotides. Its product is annotated as variant-silencing SET domain-containing protein-like. NCBI's taxonomy places the organism in Eukaryota, Metazoa, Mollusca, Bivalvia, Venerida, Veneridae. The transcript has 2 exons. The record is from RefSeq and is a predicted model, not a curated record. The coding region runs from base 78 to 983 and encodes 301 amino acids.